AUGCUACGAACCGUUUCGGGCAACGGCAGUGGUUUUUUCAACAAUUUCAUCCAACGAUCAAUGCCUCAUCGUCAGGUAGCCGAAAUUCAACUGCAAGCAUUGAUCAACGAUCCUGAAGAAUCUAUGCCUGCAUAUGCACGUAGAGCCAGUGAUCAUUUGUCGACUACUGACGAACUAUCAAUUGAACAAGUCUCCAAAUUGCUCAAUACUCAACCGUUUAUUAUUGAACGACUCAUGCACGCAUUGAGUGCAUCGACGGAAGGUGAAAAUAUCACUUCGCUAAAAAAGAACGACGUACGAAAAUUGACCCAAGUUCUGAAUGGAACGAUGAACGUGCGGGCUCUUCUCUUUUUUAUGAUGCUAGACGAAAAUGGCGAUCAUUAUGUGAGCGCCGAUGAAUUGUCCAAUUUUUACGAACGCUACUUGAAAGAUAUUCGAUCGUUCGAUAGUGAUCGUUUGAGCGAAAUUGUUCCAGUACUUUUACAAAAGUUCUGUCUUCAUACAGUAAGAUUAUUGUUUUUUCUUCUUAGCAGGAGUUUUCCUUUUUGAUUCUUGUAGAAAUCACGAAUCGAUUUUGAAGAAUUCUAUUUGAUUGUUCUCAAAGACCAGACUCUACUCGCAUCACUCUCACAAUUUACCGUUCAUCCAACUUGGUUUAUAAGUCCAGAUCCGGCUUCACGGAAACAGAAUCUUAUCCAACGCUUUCUUACCAACCUUUGCUGGAAACAAUCGAUAUACGAACAGCACAGAUCAAAAUUAACAAUGGAUUAUUUACACGAUAAUCUCGCACGUGUCAUUUGGCUCACUCUCUACAUUCUACUAAAUUUUGCUUUUUUUAUUCCUCUACGUUGUUAUUUACCGUUCGACAGUUACCAAAUCGAAUGUACUCGAAGUUAUUGCACGCAUCGGAGGCAUGUUACUCAAUUUAAAUUGCACCUUGGUGAUUGUUCUCAUGUUCAAACGUACGAUUUUACUUAUUCGUUCAAAUGAAGUCCUACGUACAUUACAGUUUCAGCAAAUUUAUUUACCACUGAUAUUGAACGACAAAUCCAAAUUUAUGAAAAUACACUGUACGAGUCAGAAUUCACUGUAUUUGUAUGUAGUGGUAGUGUUCAAGUUUGGAGAAUAAAAGGAGAGGAGUACAGACGCGGUUGCAUGGCACCAACGAAUUAUGAAAAGAUGCUAUAAAGUCAUGGUUAUGAUUGAAAAUAUCAGCGAACUAAAUGAAAUAUUAUCAAUUUUUUCUCUGUUGGAAUACGACAUUUUGAAUGCGCUUUCAGCUCGUUUUUCAGAGCUUUUCAUAGGAUAUGAACUGCAGGACUGGAAAUUUUCAGAAACUGGCUCUGGACUGCACUGUAAUGCUUAAAUUUUAAACUAAAGAAGAAAACUUUGUCUUCUGCUAAUAACAAUAGUGAUUGUGUUGGAAGAACGAAAUGACAACGGCAGUCGCUGGACAGCGGUAAUCAAAAGAGAAAAUUUUCUCUCGUCCACUUCGUUCGUCUAUUCUGCGGUCAUUAUACAUUCUACGUCAAGUAAAUUCAAACAUAUUUGUUUACGAAGGCAUCACUAAAUUCACAUAUGAACUAUUGAACAAAGAACGUAAAUUGGAAGGAGACAAAAAGAAUAUUAACAUUAUUAUAUACAACGGUCGUCUCUUUCACCGUCAACUGGAUGACACAUUUUCAAUUGUCAAAUAGUGAUGUUAGGUACGUUUAUUCAAAUAGUAGUUGUGGCUUGAUAUUCAGAUAUAUUUACUUGUUGAAAAAACCACUGCCGUUGCCCGAAACGGUUCGUAGCAUAGCUGAGAAGGCUGGAGCCGACUGAUGGCUAGUUUUGUGUUUGAGAAGACGAGAUGGUGGUUGCUUUUGU
Messenger RNA from Didymodactylos carnosus, 1869 nucleotides. Lineage: Eukaryota; Metazoa; Rotifera; Eurotatoria; Philodinida; Philodinidae. The record is from the annotation of a GenBank genome assembly.